This is a messenger RNA of Lottia gigantea (owl limpet), 984 nucleotides long. RefSeq lists its product as hypothetical. Gene Ontology annotation, molecular function: mRNA binding. Bases 1 to 984 code for a protein of 327 amino acids. The transcript is spliced from 10 exons. Gene Ontology annotation, cellular component: cytosol. The record is from RefSeq and is a predicted model, not a curated record. Lineage: Eukaryota; Metazoa; Mollusca; Gastropoda; Lottiidae.
AUGGAUAAGUGGAAUCCAUUUAAAGAAGAUUAUGAAGACACAAAUUUCAACUCUUACAGUAGAGGUCCUGGUAGACAUCUUCCUCAAGGAAAUCAGAAUAAACAAGCUGGAGUCCAGUUGUAUGUGACUGGUAUACCAAUACAGUUACCUCCUGAAGGGUUAAGGAAUUUGUUUCUGCAAACCGGAAGUGUAAAAGAUGUUAGAAUUAUGGAUUCUAAAAUUAGCGGAUCACAAAAUACGUUUGGGUUUGUGACAAUGGGUAAUCUGAAAGAAGCAACAGAGGCCAUCAGUAAAUUGAACAAUUUUCAGAUUGAUAGAUUUCGACUGAGAGUUCAGGCUUGUCAAUCACAAGAAGAGAGAGAACGUAGAAGACGAAAGAGAGAGGAAGAUGAUGCGUUUUUAAAUACCCUAAAUUGUGCCAAAAAUCCACAGCAAGAUAAUAGUGAUGAAGACUUGCAGAUUUCAAAAAGUGACUACAAUGGGACACAUAACAAUGCCAGAGCACCAAAUGAGAACUUGAUGAUAGAUAUUCCUAAUGUUAGCCUUUCAGAUUUAGAUGAUUCUAUAAUAAAACAAGGCCCACCGAGUUUAAAGAUAGCCUCCUCAGUACCGUCUAGUAGUAAUAGUAGUAUAUCUGAUUUAACUAUAACAGUUGGUAACCAAUCUAGACAAGUUAAACCAAACCUAGCUCAUAAAGUGAAAUCGUCCAAAGUGAAUGGAGUAGGACGAGGACUGAUCAGUACAGAUCUGAGUGCUACUGAGAAAUCGUACCGAGGUAUGGCCCAAGCUUUAAAUAAUAAUUCCCAUAAUCCUCAUAGUAGUCUAUAUGAAAGAAUGACAAGUUAUGUGAUAUUUCAAUAUCGACCAUCUGGAGUUCUAGAUAUUGUAUGUUUACAAUUAUUGAAAAAUUUUGAUAUUUUUGACGAACCUGGAGAUCAGUAUAAGCCCUGGUAUAAGUAUCAUCAUGUCAUCUUUAAUAAUUAA